Molecule: messenger RNA, 1965 nt
Organism: Entamoeba invadens IP1
Lineage: Eukaryota; Evosea; Mastigamoebida; Endamoebidae
Product: E3 ubiquitin protein ligase HUWE1, putative
Exons: 1
Coding region: 1-1965 (654 amino acids)
Biological process (GO): protein polyubiquitination
Molecular function (GO): ubiquitin protein ligase activity
Source: RefSeq, a predicted model, not a curated record
AUGUCUCUUCCCACCAAAAAGAUACCACGGGAAUAUUACGAGACACGUUUGCUCAUAGGCUGUGGUGUCUCGACAUGCCAAAACACGUUCUGCCGUUCAUCCCCACAAUUUCAAGAUCCGGUCGACCUCGACAUGAUAUACACACAGCAACCCCCUCUCUGUCACUUAUGUUGUAACUUAGAACGUCUCAAGUCAUUGACCACAGCAGCGAAAGUAGUGUUAACGCAUUUAGUUGAGGAGCUCUUUCAAUCUUCCGAGUCGAUCAUCUCUUCCUUCACAAAUUCCAAAGGGGACUUCGACUUACUUCAGGCGUUCGAGUUCUGCGACUUCAUCUUGAAAACGUCAUCGCCGCUCUACGACGCCGUAUUAAAAGGCCACAAACUGUUUCUCGCCAAAGUCAAGGAAAGUCAACAGCCGAUCGAGGCGAUAGUAGCGACGCUGUGUUCGGAGGUCUUUGCGGAAGACGACUCGAUGGGCGAAUUUUGCUCAGUAAUUAAACGUGGCCCGUUUUUGGCGCGCCUUCGAGUUUUCUUGUCAAAACAAGAGAAAGAGGCCUUCUUGUGUUUCUUAGGAAAUAUGGAGCAGUUCUUAUCCGUCCAAUCCAUCUUAAUGAAAACUAAUGAUUUUGCCAUCUUUUCUGCGUUGGAUGUGAUGAAAGUGUUUUACGCGGUCAAUGCGGAGAAGAGUUAUGUCGACGAAGACAAUUUCUAUAAUGAAGUUGUCGCGAACGCACGCCCCUUUCCAAAGGACAUUCAAAGUUUCUAUACAAACCCAGAAAAGAGUCUUUUGAAGUUCCCUUUUGUCAUCCCCGUCAAUUACAAAAUGAAAUUUUUACACCAAGAAGCUAAACAAGAACAAGAGCAAAGUACAAUGCAAGCACUCAGAGAAACUAUUGCAAGAGGACAACAACAAAACAUGAAUCUCAAUAUCACUAUUAGAAGAGAUCACGUCUUAGUCGAUUCUUUAAAUCAAUUGGUCGAAGCUAACGUCGCCGAUCUCAAGAAACCUCUUCAUGUCAAAUUCGAAGGGGAAGAAGGACUUGACCAUGGCGGAGUGAGAAAGGAAUGGUUCCAAUUGGUCACACGUGACAUAUUCCAACCAAAUAAUAACAUGUUCGUCUACAAUGAGAAGACUCGAAUGUGUUGGUUCAACUCGACUUCACAAUCCCUCAACGACUACAAAUUGAUCGGAACACUCUUCGGACUCGCUAUUUAUAACGGCGUCAUUUUGGAGGCAAAACUCCCUUUGGUCGCCUAUAAAAAGAUGCUUGGGAUCACCACGCAAAUGAACGACUUAGAAGAGAUUCAGCCCGAAGUGUUAAACAGUUUUAACUUCCUUAAGGACUAUGCUAAGAAUGAUAUCGAAGAAACAAUGUGUCUAACUUUUCAACACCUCGAAGAGAUCAACGGGCAGGUCAAGACUAUCGACUUGAAACCUAACGGAGGAGAGAUUAUGGUAACACAAGAAAACAAAUUGGAGUACAUCCAACUGAUGACGGACUACAUACUAAAUACUUCAAUUGAAAAACAGUUCUCCGCUUUCAUCUCGGGUUUCAAAUUGGUCUUCAACAGUCGUCUUCUCACUAUUUUCUCGCCACGGGAAUUACAGUUGUUGGUCUCGGGUAGCGACGUAUUCGACUUCUACGAGUUAGAGAACAUGACAAGGUACGCGAAUGGGUUUAACAAAGACACACCUGUCGUCAAAUGGCUUUGGGAAAUACUACACGAAUACCCCAUCGAUCUGAAAAAGAAGUUCCUCUUCUUCGCAACAGGUUCUGACAGAAGUCCACCCGGCGGAUUGGGAAACCUCAAAUUCAUCGUCGCGAAGCACGGCGACGCAUCCAGACUCCCGACGUCAAGUACGUGUAAUAAUCUCUUCCUGCUCCCGCCAUACGAGUCAAAGGAGGAGCUUAAAGAAAAGCUCACCUUUGCAUUGAAUAACACUAAUGGAUUUGGAUUAGUUUAA